AUGGUUGGCAACGGAGGAGCAGAGGUAGCUGCGGGUUUGCAAGAGCUCAUCAAUCACCCUCCGUCACCUGCUACGUUCGGCGAUUUACGAGUAUCCCUCGAUUAUAGGGUAAUCGAUGUAGCCACCUCUUACAUUGUAGCAUGCACGAAGUUUUCCCUUGGCUCAACUUUCGACACUGCCAGCCCCCGCCUCACCAGAUUCAUUCGGCUCUACGCCGAUCACAUGUCGAUUGCAAAUGACCUUGCUUCUUUCGAAAGGGAGAAAAGAGCCUAUGCUAACGGCAAGGCACAAUACCUGUUGAAUACAGUAGAGGAGGUCCGCAAGAUGUGUUCUCUUGACAACGACGAAGCUGCCAAAUUUGCCACACUGGCUAUCCAGAUGGAAGUGGAACGCAAAAUGGCAAGAGAACUCUCGCGUCUGGAUGCCGACGGUGAGACUUCGAAAACGGAGAGGGAAUUCCUGAGUGCGCUAGUGUUCCUUGCUGGGGGAAACGUAAUGUGCUCAAUUAUAAUGUCGCGAUACGGGGGUAAACAGAGUGCCGUUUAG
Bipolaris sorokiniana ND90Pr is the source of this 546-nucleotide messenger RNA. RefSeq lists its product as uncharacterized. Lineage: Eukaryota; Fungi; Ascomycota; Dothideomycetes; Pleosporales; Pleosporaceae. The transcript is spliced from 2 exons. The record is from RefSeq and is a predicted model, not a curated record. Bases 1 to 546 code for a protein of 181 amino acids.